Molecule: messenger RNA, 258 nt
Organism: Thlaspi arvense
Lineage: Eukaryota; Viridiplantae; Streptophyta; Magnoliopsida; Brassicales; Brassicaceae
Source: the annotation of a GenBank genome assembly
AUGGUGAAUGGAGAACUCACGGCCGGAGAGCUUGAGCUUCCUGAUGUUGGAGUGACCGGAAGGUCAAAAGUUCAUUUUGGCCCACAGUACACGGUUCACAUCAUCAAUGCUAUGCUUACCGAGAAUUUCACGUUUCAUUGCAAAUCCAAGGACACUGAUCUUGGUUCGCACGUUGCUGAGCCGGCUGAGGAUUAUUAUUUUACGUCCUUAAAGCAAUGCCUAACGCUGUGGCCAAUGUCUCAUUUGGGUUUCCAUUGA